GAGAAGAGAGGCUGCAUUGACCACCUCCACCUCUUUCUUCUUCAACACCCCUCACCUCCUCCCUUUUGUUAGAAUAUUACACCUCCACCGCCUCUGUUUUUUUCUUCAUAUUUAACCACCUCCUCAUUCACGGCCACCAUCUCCUUGUCCACCUCUUCUACGAUAACAGAAUCCACCUCAUAUCCACGUUCUAUAUCCACCUCCUUCUCCACCUCCUCCUCAUAUAAACCCUUUUACCUUCACAACCCCCACCUAGUCAUCCGCUCUUACUCCCACACCACCGCCAUCUCAUCAUAUCCACCUCUUUCACCUCAUCCACAAGCUGCACUUAUCACCCCCACCACCUGCGCCCACCGGCUCCUCGUCCACUUCCUCGACGCUCGCCUCCCAGCCUCGCGUCACAGCAGGAGGUGGCGCCGGGGUGGAUGAGGUGAGAAGCCCUGGAGGCGCUGACGAUGACCCAGGGCGCGUGGGGGGUCGGCUCUCGGGGGUGAGAGGCGCUCUCAUGAGGCCGGGAGCUUCAGUGUAACGAGGCAUGAAUCGUCGCACCUCUCGCUCCACGUGUUCGCUACCUCCCGAUCCUCCACGGGUCCCGCAGGACCUCGGUAACAACAACAACAAGAACAGCGACGGCAUCGGUAGCCACCACCAGCAGCAGCCGUACCCCGCGCACUCACGGCGAGUUCGCAUCAACGUCGGGGGCAUUACCCACGAGGCACUUUGGCGAACAUUGGAACGCCUCCCACGAACACGCCUGGGCAGACUGCAAGCCUGCGUGGUGGGCAGCGAGGAGGCCAUCAUGGAACUCUGCGACGACUACAGUCGAGCAGACAACGAGUUCUUCUUCGAUCGACACCCGGGCGCCUUCACGUCAAUCCUGAACUUUUACCGCACGGGUCGCCUUCACAUGAUGGAGGAGAUGUGCGCGCUGUCCUUCAGCCAGGAGCUCGACUACUGGGGCGUUGAUGAGAUCUACCUGGAGUCGUGCUGCCAGGCGAGGUACCACCAGAAGAAGGAGCAGAUGAACGAAGAGCUGAGGAGGGAGGCGGAGAGCGCGCGGGAGCGGGAGGGGGAGCAGUUCGACGCCACGUACUGCGCGGAGAAGCGCAAGAAGCUGUGGGACCUCCUGGAGAAACCCAACUCCUCCCUGGCGGCUAAGGUCCUGGCCAUCAUCUCAAUCCUCUUCAUCAUCCUUUCCACGGUGGCUCUGUCUCUCAACACCCUCCCGGAGCUGCAACACAUCGACGAGUACAAACAGGCCACGGACAACCCUAACCUCGCGCACGUGGAGGCCGUCUGCAUCGCCUGGUUCACCACGGAGUACCUCCUGCGCUUCGCCUCCUCGCCCAACAAGUGGAAGUUCUUCAAGGGCCCUCUCAACGUCAUCGACCUGCUCGCCAUCCUGCCCUACUACAUCACCAUCUUCCUCACCGAGUCCAACAAGAGCGUCCUGCAGUUCCAGAACGUCCGCCGGGUCGUCCAGAUCUUCCGCAUCAUGAGGAUCUUGCGCAUCCUCAAGCUGGCCCGCCACUCCACGGGCCUCCAAUCGCUGGGCUUCACGCUCAAGCGCAGCUACAACGAACUCGGCCUGCUCAUCCUCUUCCUCGCCAUGGGCAUCAUGAUUUUCUCCAGCCUCGUCUUCUUUGCCGAGAAGGACGAGGACGGCACCAAGUUCCGCAGCAUUCCCGCCUCCUUCUGGUGGGCCACCAUCACCAUGACCACGGUGGGCUACGGCGACAUCUACCCCAAGACGCUGCUCGGCAAGAUCGUGGGUGGCCUGUGCUGCAUCGCGGGCGUGCUCGUCAUCGCGCUGCCCAUCCCCAUCAUCGUCAACAACUUCAGCGAGUUCUACAAGGAGCAGAAGCGCCAGGAGAAGGCGGUGAAGCGGCGCGAGGCUCUCGACAGGGCCAAGAGGAAUGGAAGCAUCGUCUCCAUGAACAUCAGGGACGCGUUCGCACGCAGUCUGGAGGCAACGACGGCAUCGAACGCAUUGGCGGCGGCGGCGGUGGAGGAGGAUGGGGACAGCGGGAAGCUGUUGCCCGACACGGAGAGGAUUUCACCCGCCAGGGAGAGUGAGCGGGUGAACCACAUCCCGUUGCAGGGGUUUGCACCUUCGUCGUCGUCGUCAUCGGCCAGAGAUGGAGGCCAUGCAGCCGAGGAAAACGCGCAAGGCCGGAGCGUCGUCGAGGUCGGUGGUGGAGCGUCGUCGGGUAGCGCCGUCGCUAUCACCGCGGCCUUCAACAACGCCACUUGCACCACCACAAACACCACCACCGCCGGCAGCAGCAACGUAGAGGCGCCCGAGCACCUGAAUGCACGGAGGCUUGAGAAGAUGUACAGUGAUCUGGUGUCGACGGCGACGACGCCGAGGGUGGCGCUCAUGCCACUGCCGAUGGAGCCUUGGUCCGAACAGGGAGUGGGCGUCAACUCGAGGCCCCGCGGCCUUGCUCCUCCGUCCAGAAGAGACCCCAGGGUAAGCGACAUGCGAAGUCUCUCUAGUGUCGACAGCUUCGUGAGCUGCGUCACGGACUUCGCCGACAGCAACGGCGGAGGACAUGGCGGUGGAGCCGCAUCGACCUUCAGGGUCGGGUCAGAAGGAGACCUCCUCCUCCUGGACCUCGCAGGGCUCAAGGGGCAGGCGGGGACCCAAGGGGUGCGUGUGGCCGUGGGGCAAAAUAUGCUCGGAAAAGGUGUCAAUGAGGUGGCAUCCAAGGGGAAUGCAUUACUCUUCCAAGAUUCUUCAUCGGCUCUGUCGCCUUUUCUGUCCUCGGCAACGUCAUCAUCCUCAUCAUCGACGUCAUCAACUUCAUCUUGCUCAUCAACAUCAUCGCUCGUCCAAACCAAAGAGCAUCAUCAUCAGCAGCAGCAGCAGACGGCUAGUGUGAGUUGGGUGACAGACUCAGAGAGCGAAGGCACGAUGGAGAGGGGACAUCAGCAUCAUCGCCAGCAUCAUUAUCGUCAUCCUCUUCAUAAUCAGCAGCAGCAGCAACAGCAGGAACUUAGGCAGCGGCCAAAGUUGACUUCGCAGGCGAGCGUAGGUUGGUCUGCUAUGGAUACAAGCAUGAUAGAACACGAGCACAGUCACCAACAUCAGCAGCAUCAUCACCACGAACCGAACAAUCCACACCACCAACACCAACCACACCACCGCCAACAACCGCGCCUCUCUCGUCAGCCCUCAUCAGAGGCUGCCGGCCGCUCACCCUGCGAGGUGGCAAAAUGUUUGGGGAGCGUGCAAAAUUGUGCCCGAACCGGGUUCCUGUGCGCGCACAUUCGCGCUCCGCUGGCGGACGGGGAAGACUUGAGCGACGAGACAAGGAUGUGAUGAUGAUGGUCGUGGUGAUGAUAAUUGUGGUGGUGGUGAUUAUGAUAAUGGUGGCGGUGGUAUAAUUGUGUUAUGGUAAUCAUCACCUCUGCCACAAACCUGCUCCCAAUUCUACAAUUGACAUAUCAUCCGUUCACGUCAGGUCACAUGUUGAGAGGAAGAAAGCCAACGGCUCUCACUUUGUAGAUAGAUGCACGCCUAAGAUGCGUAGUCGUGUUUUCCGACACGAAUUUUGGUGACAAAAUAUUAAAUAAAUAAAUAGAAUCUACUCUUGCGACCGCCACCAUAAGCGCUGCUGUAAAUGACCACUGCUGUGAAUGACCACUGCACACCUCCGAUUAGCACGGUUGGCCAGGUACGGCGAGAAAGAAAGUUCAACAUACUGUACCGUGCAUACACUGCGGUGACCUGAAUAUUUAUCCAAACACGAUGUCUCCUUCACGUAAGCGAACAGUAAAACAAAACAGCAAAUUCCAGCACGCCUCGCAUGCCACGAUGGAGCGUAGUGACGAUGUGUUGUUGCUACACGACACACUACACACAUUCCUUUCCAUUGGCACCAGCUCCAAGAAGAAGCGCAGGCUGGUAGAGUUCGUGGACCGUUCGCAAGGGGCGUGAAGGCGACUCUUAUAUACCAGCGCCUAACUGUCCUGUUCCGUUCCGCGAUGACGUAACCGCGGUGGGGGGGGGGGGGGGGCACUGCCGCGAUGUCGAGUGGCUAUCCAA
Messenger RNA from Petromyzon marinus (sea lamprey), 4051 nucleotides. Its product is annotated as potassium voltage-gated channel subfamily B member 1-like. The record is from RefSeq and is a predicted model, not a curated record. Gene Ontology annotation, molecular function: protein binding; delayed rectifier potassium channel activity. Gene Ontology annotation, biological process: action potential; potassium ion transmembrane transport; protein homooligomerization. Gene Ontology annotation, cellular component: membrane; voltage-gated potassium channel complex. NCBI's taxonomy places the organism in Eukaryota, Metazoa, Chordata, Hyperoartia, Petromyzontiformes, Petromyzontidae.